Messenger RNA from Pungitius pungitius (ninespine stickleback), 1116 nucleotides. RefSeq lists its product as uncharacterized. The coding region runs from base 218 to 1018 and encodes 266 amino acids. Lineage: Eukaryota; Metazoa; Chordata; Actinopteri; Perciformes; Gasterosteidae. The transcript has 8 exons. The record is from RefSeq and is a predicted model, not a curated record.
UGUCAUCACUGUCAUAAACAAAAAAAUGCAACAAAAAAAAAAAUCCACCAGAAGAUAACCUUUAUGAGCAUGUUUUUGCAUAAGUGCCUGAUUGCGGGUUGCAUUGGUCCUUCAGAGGGAUGUAUCAGGUGAUGGCGUUACGGUUCCCGUAUUCAGAUGCCUCGGAAAUCACGAGGCGUUAAAGGACUUUGGCCACUAGAGCAUUGCUGUGUGAGAGAUGUCACUAAACCACAAGGGACAGAGAUGCACAGAUGACUUAAGCGUCUUCUCUUCAGCUGCUGUUGGAGGGACUGCGAUGGAGACAUUUGGCAUGCGCAGGACCCAGUCUCUGAGGUGUCUCUCCGGGGUUCAGGAGAGGUCAUGGGUCAUGCCAGCUCCCACCCGCUGGGACAGGAAGUCUGUGUCUCAGCUGGUACAACAUUACCAAAGCUGUACUGACCUGAUGGGUAUCGCUAAACAGGAGCACAGACUUCAGGUGUCACCAAGCAAGAGGCAGCAGGCGGACGGGGACAACGUGGCCCUCUGGGGAUCUGGAAGAGCUUCUAAUUUGUCCAGGAGUCGCUCCAUGGACCUCCUCCCUCAGAGAGAGCCGUCCGGCACCAAAGCUCUGUGUGCCUUGUUUGAGUCCAAGGCCACACUGCAGCGAGGCUUCAACAGCAGCCCCCGGCUCCACCCAGCCUCCGCUACCGGCAGGAACACAGGGAGAGGCCCCCCUCUGCUGGAGUGCAGAGGUCACAAGGAAACAAUCUUUCAGGUGGAAGGCAGAAGGGCCAUGAAUGGACUCCCAGAAUCUUCAGCCAGUGGAUCCAGAUACUCACGAGAUGACAAAAAAAGUCCAUCACUGACUAAGGGGGGAACAGCAACAAGACAAAGCAGAGACCAGCUAUCUACUUCCUUCUCGGUGAGAGACAGAUCAGCCAUCUACCUGUCAAGAGCAACAGCUAUCGACUCCCCAAGAGGCUCAACACAGCCAGAAUUUAUUGGUACUCCAGGAACGAGACCUAAAAACAAUGGCUGAAGCAGGCAGAAAAAUCUCAGUUUCACAAUCAUCUCAUGAGGAAGAUGACCUGCCUCUCCCCCCACCUCCACCCGUGCCACCCAGACCCCUUGACUAUG